GACUAGAGACAAGAAAGAACAGCGGAUAAAACGGUUUUAUUUAAGUUAAACUUAAGACGGAAUUUGACAACGGAUUAUUUCUUUGAGAUGUAAAUUUACCGGAUGUAAAUUCACAUGGAAAUAAUUUAAUUAACCAUAUGCGCAGUAUAUUCUAUAGAAAUGAUUAUGAUAACAGAUAGUUAAGUAAUGACAAGUUAUUCAUGUUAGAAAAUGAAUUUAGCUACAUAAGAAAUGUUUGGUCUUGAUUUCUAUUUAAGAAAUUGAUAUUACGAACAAUAUGCUAAAAAUGCAAAAUUAUGGGUGAUCGUCCUGGAGUUUAGAUGACGAAACCAGAGUAAUCAACAUUAGACUUAAGAUAUUGACCGUGCAUUUUCUACAAAAUAAUGUAAAGAAAGUUUUGCUGUAGAAAACAGCUAAAUAUGAAACCAGGAAUUAAAGUUUUAUUUUUGUUGUCAGGUUGUUUGGAUAAUAUCAUAGUAGGAAGUGCCUUAAAAUGCUGGAAGUGUAUUGCUCAUGAUUGUAACUCUGACCUUGAAGGCAAUUACAAAGCAUCAAAGGUCAAAUGUCACGAAGGUCAAAGGUGUAUGAAAGUUCGAUACAGAAUGUUUGACAAUGUGACUCACUAUGACUCUGUGAUACGCACGUGCACUGACAAUAAAUGUGAUUCCUCUUCUCUAGACAGUUUCUAUUCCUGUGUUGCUACGCCAACCAAGUACAUGAUUGGAGGAUGCACGUUGCGCUUGUGCUGCGACGACCGGGAUCUAUGUAAUUUCAGUGAUUCCACUGUUUCCGUGUCAUUUAUAUCAGUGAUUCUUGCAGGCUUUACAACUCUUCUUUUGGGUUUGUUAAAUAACAGUUAAAUGUUGAAAAACGAGAGUUUCAGUUAAUAGAUUAUACAAAAAAACAGAGAUACAAAUGAAUGAUAGAUGUAAUAUGUUAAUUAUAUCUGAAGUCAGAUGCAUGCAUUUUUACAACUUAGUAGUAAAGUUAAUGAAAGGGAUAUUCCGUCAAAUCUAUGUCCUUCCAAGUUUGCCGAAUUCUCAAAUAAUGAGCUUUGUUAACAUUUCAAGUAUGAUUUUUUUCCUAUGUACGCACACAUGAAAGGUAUGUUUUCUGCAUGAUAGAAUAUAUGAGCUCGAAUAACAGAGACUAGAAUGUCUUGUCAGUACUACUUGGAGACACUGUAUAAUUGAAAUUCAAGUUUACAGUAUCGCUUUAUGUCACCAUUCCUUGGUUUCCAAUUAAUUGAUAUGUUCAGUCUGAGCUCCAAUAACUGAUAAGGAACUCGAGAUGAUACAAAUUACAGUGCUCGUUACAGACUGGGUGGAUAGCUAAAAAUCAAGACAAACAGCAAGUGCUUGAGAAAAAAGAUCGGCUAUAUUUAUUAUUUAUGUCAGAUAUAAGUUCACAGUUGAAGCGUAGGUUAUUGCUACAUGUAUGCUUUAGCUUUGUUCAUAUUCGCGGAGAAAAUCAUAUUGUUUGUCAGUAGUGUUAUAACCCUGAGUUUUGAACCCAGCCUUAAACUGUGAACUACUGGUCAGUUAAGUGUAAAGAAUUACAUUGAUUUUGACCAAUGAAAGGUUGUAUGCAUUUUUAAAAUGGUACCAAAUCUAUGUUUUAUAACCUUCCAGCAGGAUUUUGUGAUUCUUGUUAAUCUUGUGUCUCCAAGAAAUGGUACCGAAAACGUAUUUAACUUAAGGUCUCUUGUGUGUAUGUGAAUUUAAAAUAUUUACAUUUCAAAUAAGCAUUUUCCCUUUCUUGUUUCCUCGGGGAAAUAUUGGAAAUAAAUGAUCAGAAUUACACCGUCUUGAUGUUGUCUCAGCCUUGAAUAAUAAAAGUGACAGUGUAUUUCUUUCGGGUAAAUUGAAUCAUAAAUUUUGAAGAACCAAUUCCAUUCUUAAACCACAAUUAUAGAAAUUCAUAAACUGUUACAUAUUUUCUCAGAAGAUACUUUUAUAACAUAUAUAGUGGGUCGAAAGUACAACAUGUUACAAAUUUAAUUUGGCAUAAAACGAUAUUGUUUCUGAAAACUAUUUUAUUAGUGUGAAUGUAUAAAUAUUGUGUAUAAGGUCUCCU
Mercenaria mercenaria is the source of this 2076-nucleotide messenger RNA. RefSeq lists its product as uncharacterized. The record is from RefSeq and is a predicted model, not a curated record. NCBI's taxonomy places the organism in Eukaryota, Metazoa, Mollusca, Bivalvia, Venerida, Veneridae. The transcript is spliced from 3 exons. The coding region runs from base 420 to 860 and encodes 146 amino acids.